AAGCCAGAGAGUGGGGCUCUUCUCUUCCGUGUUUGAAGAGAUGUCUGGUUGGGGUGACGAAUGUUGGAAGGACGACGACAAAGUCCGGGUGAUCAAUGGGGAGGACGUGACCCCGUGGCGGACCUUCGACGAAUGUUGUGGAGCUUGGAAAUUCCCUGCGGGGCUCAUGCAGUUUCUCAAAGAUGCAGGAUUUAAGGCACCUACACCGAUCCAAGCCUAUACCUGGCCGGUGCUGAUGGCCGGCAAGGAUGUGAUUGGUGUGGCCAAGACGGGCAGUGGAAAGACGCUCGGCUACCUCCUUCCAGGCUACAUCAAAGUGAAGCGCGCAGAAGGAAAUGGCCUCCGAUGUGACAGAGGUCCUGCCAUGUUGGUGAUGGCACCCACAAGAGAGCUUUGCCAGCAGAUCUAUGAGGAGAGUGAUCGGUUUGGCAAGCCAGCUCAGAUCGCCACUGCCUGCGUGUAUGGUGGUGCGCCAAAGAACCAACAGCAGAGACAGCUGCGCAACGGCCCCCAGUGCGUGGCAGCGACCCCCGGGCGGCUCAACGACUUCUUGCGGGACCGGACCAUCGACUUGCAGCUUUGCGACUACCUGGUACUAGAUGAGGCUGAUCGAAUGCUUGACAUGGGCUUCGAGCCGCAAAUCAAAGAGCUGGCAGCCUUCUUACCUCAGGUGCGUCAGACGGCCCUUUACACUGCGACAUGGCCCAGAGAAGUCAAGCAAAUUGCCAUGCAGCUCACCAAGGACCCCACUCACAUCCAGGUGGGCAGCGAAGACAACGCCAGCGCCAAUGCCGAUAUCAGUCAGCACAUCAUCAAAGUUCGGAACGAGCAAGACAAGAUGGGCUUCCUGGAGCGCCAAAUCUUCCCAGAUUUGCAGAGGAGCGGUGGUGCCGCCUUGAUCUUUGUGAAGACGAAGAAGGCUGCUGCAGGACUGUACCACACGCUGUCUCGGGCGGGUGCACCCAUUGUUUGUCUACAUGGCGACAUGGACCAGAGCCAGCGAGAUCAUGCGCUUUAUGCCUUCAAACACGGAAAAGCCAAGGUGCUAGUGGCUACUGACGUGGCCCAGAGGGGUUUGGACAUUAAGAACGUCCAGUUCGUGGUGAAUUAUGAUGCACCCGCGAACAUGGAGGACUACGUCCACCGAAUUGGCCGUACAGGCCGCGCCGGUGAGAAAGGUGAUGCUUACACUUGCUUGUACGAGAGUGAGACGCAGAUCGCAAAUGGAAUCAUGAAAAUGUUUAUCAAAGCCGGGCAGGAAGUGCCGACAGAGCUGCGGGAUUUGGCCCGGGGUAGCAUCGGCCAGUCCUGGGGCGUCGGAGGAGGCGGUGGCGGAGGUGGAGGUUAUGGCAACCUCGAUGGACAGUGGGGCGGCAAAUACGCUCAAGGAAAUACCGGGUACGACUCCUAUGGAGGCGGCGAUGGCACUUACAGCGGGGGUUACGUCCGAUGACCCCGAGGAGCGGCGAGGAAAGCACCUCGUCUUAGAUCUGCUGGUCUUUGCUCACGAGCAAUCUUUUCCUGAGGGCCAAAAGUUGUCCGGGGUCAGGGCGCAGGCUGCGCUGGCUCGAGUCUAGUUGCUGUCAGCGUGACUUCGCUUGCCCUUUCUCCCGGC
This is a messenger RNA of Durusdinium trenchii, 1615 nucleotides long. The record is from the annotation of a GenBank genome assembly. NCBI's taxonomy places the organism in Eukaryota, Dinophyceae, Suessiales, Symbiodiniaceae.